Messenger RNA from Glossina fuscipes, 897 nucleotides. RefSeq lists its product as uncharacterized. The coding region runs from base 1 to 897 and encodes 298 amino acids. NCBI's taxonomy places the organism in Eukaryota, Metazoa, Arthropoda, Insecta, Diptera, Glossinidae. The transcript has 3 exons. The record is from RefSeq and is a predicted model, not a curated record.
AUGUGUACUAGACAAUUCAUUUUGUUGGUGAUUAUUUCGUGCUUAACGCUCCAUUACUCAUCGCAAGUAAACAUUAGCAAUCAUACUAUCUUAAGACCUAUCGUUGAUCGUAUAUUUCUACGUAAGCGACGCUGGCUCUUAUUUCCUAAAGGAAGUUCUUUGAAAUUUACCGUAUUCGUUAGUAAACGUCUCCUGGCUUUAUACCCCAAGGGUUUCAGUUUGAACAUAGAAGCUGCUACUUAUUAUCCAAUGCCUACCAGUCGAAUUGAUUUAUUAGCAAAUCAAUUUCACAAACCUUCUUCUGUAAUGGGCGCGGAUAAAAACGUCUUAAUUGCCACUAAUCUAACGAAACAUCACGACAAAUUAAGCAAGUUAUAUAAUAUUACCGAACCACAAUGGCUACCAAAGAAGCCAUAUUAUGCAUCAGAUUAUCAAAAACUAUUUUUAACAAAAAUGAAAUUAAAAAAUAAGUCAUGGUCAUCAAAGAAAUAUGCAAAAAACAUCUAUAAAAAAAAUUACAGUGAAUACCAACCAAAGUACAUACCGGAGCGCGGAAUAAUUGAACAAUCACAUCAUUAUUACAAUGUCCGUGAACGUCGAGAUCUAUUUCAUCAUUUUGAAGGCUUUAGUAAAUUUUUGCAUGUUGACAUAAAGUCUUGUAUUUUAAGAGCCAUUUGCGAUAGUAAAAAAUUCUUAAAGUUUCCAGGUUAUUCGCUUUUGCAUGACGUAUUAAGGAUUUUUUUUAGCUUUCCUACGAAAUAUGGUUUAGAUGAUGACUACAGCAAUAUAAUUGAUUCAGAUUACGAUACUUGUGCUGGAUGUAUUUACGACAAAUGUCCUUUCAGUAUAUUGGAUAUGUUUAUGAGUUCUGAAAACAAUAUAAUUAAAAAGAAAUAA